This is a messenger RNA of Oreochromis aureus, 4500 nucleotides long. Its product is annotated as nucleotide-binding oligomerization domain-containing protein 1-like. Gene Ontology annotation, biological process: regulation of apoptotic process. Bases 328 to 2628 code for a protein of 766 amino acids. The record is from RefSeq and is a predicted model, not a curated record. The transcript is spliced from 7 exons. Lineage: Eukaryota; Metazoa; Chordata; Actinopteri; Cichliformes; Cichlidae. Gene Ontology annotation, molecular function: ATP hydrolysis activity.
CACAGGAAGCGUUUCUUUUAAAAACAGCAGAUCGAGCGACCUGAGAGACUGUUCAUCAAGCUGAAUUCAGGUUAUUUGUUGUGAAAGCUCCACAGGUUCAGAGAGGAAUGGUCUGCUUAAAACUAUUUCAGCUGGGAGGCUCUGCUUUGCUGCUCAGAAAAUGAAGCUGCUCACACUCAGCAUGAUGUGAUGUGGUGGAGAGAGGAACAGGAAAAUAACAACACAAAGAUGCUGAACAGCUGAUGGAGUUUCUCAUCAGUGGAGACUUUGAGGCUGAUGUACGAUUGAAGCUGGUUCAGUGUGCAGGACACACAGAAGUCGUGAAACAUGGCCUCUACAUCACAGUCUGCUGAAGGUUAUAUCGGAAGUGCAAGAUGCCACCUUGUGGGCGAAUUAAAGAAUCUAUCUGUGAUUUUAGAGAACUUAUAUCAGCGAGAAGUUCUCUGUGAUGAAGAGGUCAGUAAAAUACAGGCAGAGAAGGACGACUACGACAAAAGCAGAACAAUACUGGACUCAGUCACAAAGAAAGGAGAAAAAGCCUGCUAUGAGUUCCUCAAAAUUAUUGACAUGACAAGGAAGAGGACUUUAGAGAGACCUCCUCUUCAUCCUGGCACCAAGACGUUUGACCUGCAUCAUUGGAUCAGCUGCUUUUCCUUCAAGGAAGACACACAAAUGAAUGCAAACUAUUUACAAGGACCAAGGCCGUGCCACAGAUAUCAGGAAAAGUUAAAGUCAAAUGCAAAAGAGAUGUCAAAUAAGUUUUGGGGAGAAAGUAAAAAGCUGUUUGGAGGAAACAAGAAGCCUGAUCUGUCGUACGCAACACUUGUAUUAGACACAGACGAAAGUGUUUCUCCGUCUAAAAUAAAGAAAGUGAAGAAAAAGAAAAGCAAGCUGAGUCGCCCUAAAAAGCUGAGAAAAUACAUCCCUGAGGAGAAACCAGACAUUUCCCCCAGUGAGCUGCUGGAAACAGAUAAAAACAUUCUCUUGGUUGGAAAACCUGGAAUUGGAAAGACAGCACUGACUCAUGAAAUGUUGAGACUCUGGGCAGAAAGAGAAAGCAAAGAGCUUGAUUACAUGUUUUACUUUGACAUGAGGGAAACAUCUGACAUCAUAAGGGCCAAAAACUUAGAGGAACUUCUUUUUGGUGUGUUCUGUGAACCUGAUGAAGGCAAAGAUGAGGUCUUACAGGAUAUAAAGAGACACUCUGACAAUGUCAUAAUAAUUUUUGAUGGGAUCACAAAUCUCUCCUCACAGGUGGUCAAGAAAGUUUUAACAAAGAAACUACUUCCUCUUGCAAAGAUCAUCAUAACAUGCAGACCAGAUGAUGAGGAUGAAGACUUCCUUUCUGGGGACUUUGACAGAGUGGAGGUGAAAGGCUUUAGUGAGCAGACUAUAAAAACAUACUUAUCUGCAACACUCGGUGAAGAUCAGAAGAAAGUUUUGAGUAACUUGGAGUUGGUAACUCUUUGUCAUGUCCCCAUGUAUGCACUGAUGAUAGCUGCUUGCUUUAAAUCAGAAGACUUUCCACAGCCAUGUACAAUAACUGAGAUAUACAUCAAUAUUGUUCGAUUCUGCCUUCAGAUAAACAGCAAAACAAAGAACAAAGAUCUAAAUUUGUUCAUCAGCACCAAGAAAGAAGAAAUUCUGUCUCUGGCUGAAGUUGCUUUUCUUGCAACUCAACAAAAAUCUGUGAACCUGACAAACCUGCCCUGUAAAGACAGCUGUGUCCUGUCCUUCCUGAAACCACUUCUCAUUAAGGAGGCCCCGACUGAAACAAUAACCACAUAUGCAUUUCUCCAUUACACAGUGCAGGAGUUUUUUGCAGCACUGUGGAUCCUGAAGAAUCCUGAUAAAAUCAGAGAUGUUUUUCAGCAGUGCCUCACAGAGGAGAAGAAACAGAUGAAACAUCUGAUCCCCUUCAUGUGUCGACUGUUGAAUGAGAAGAGCCCAAGUUUGAUGAAGCAUCUGAUUCCAGAUCAGGACCUGAAGAAUACAUCUAACUGGUUCUUCAAGGAGCUGAUAAACACAUUUCUUCUUCAUCUGUGUGAGCAAGAAGAGGCUGACACUGAGGACAGUGGGCUCCAUGUUGACAUACUGUUCUUAUGUCAGUGCUUGUAUGAGUCCCAGAGUCCUGAAGCAUGCAUCUACUUUCUAAACAAGCUAAAAUACCGCCUUGACCUCAGUGGAGUGAGUGUGGAUCCUUACCCUUGCUGUGCUGUGGCUUAUGUGGUCACUCAGUCAGAGAAGAAGAAAAUAUGUCUGAACCUCGAGGAUGUUGUGAUAUCAGAACAAGGAAUGAGACAGCUGUUUGAAUGCUUUAAAAAUGUUCAGUGGUCUGGCCCUCUGCCUCGACAGCUUUGGGAGAUUUUUCUUAUCAAUGAAGAGCAGAUGAACUUUGUAAGCUUACUCAGCCUAGAUGGAAACCUUCACCUUCUAGUUGAUGGUGAAAAGAAGCUUUUUGAAAGAGCUGCUGAAGUCAUGCAGAGGAUGCAUACAAAGGUUAAUGUGUGCCUCCACUGGGACAAGGAAACUCCUGCCUGUCACAGUCAGUGUGAGUCUCUGUUAAAGGCUUUGCCGUUCAUCAGCUCACUCAGAAAUAAUGGUGUAACCCUAAAGACCAGGAGGUAAUAAUGACGGGAGUCUACCGCCCACUGAAUUGCCAGGCAGUCCUUUUCCAUGGUGCUGUACCUGGCCUCCCGCUCUCAAAAUUUCCGGCUGAUGUACAUGAUGGGGUGGUUGACUCUUCUUACUUCCUGGGUUAAAACACCCCCAAGCCCUCUGUUCAAGGUGCUGGUCCUAACCGGUCCAGGAGCUCAUCGACCCGGGGCAUGGGAUAAGCAUCGAUAUCUGACACCUGAUUCACCUUGAAAUAGUCCACACAGAACUGUAUAGACCUAUCUUUCUUCUGUUGAUGCCAUCUUUAGCAUUUCUGCCAAUUCCUUUUGAACAGUCUGUCUUUUGUGCUCAGAUAACCUGUAGGACUGUGAAUGCACCGUCACGCCAGGCUGCAUUUCAAAGUGAUGCUCCAUGAGAUUCAUAUGGCCAGGCAGAGGAGAGAACACAUCCACAAACCGCUGUUGAAAUGGGUGUUAACCGCUGCUCUCUGGGCCUGUGUGAGAUGGUUACAACAAUGGAGGGAGGCGGGAAUGGUGGAAUUUGGCAGGCUCACGAGGGCAGCGGUUUCAGCCCCUAUCUAUGCUUUAAGGAGAUUGAGGUGAUAGAUCUGUGUGGUUCCGCCCCUGUCUGACCAUGCCACCUUGUAGUCCACGUCCCACACUUGCGAUGUGACCACGAAGGGCCCUUGCCACUUGGCAAGUAGCUUUGAGCUAGAAGACGGGAGUAAUACAGCACUUUAUCUCCCAGUAGAAAUUGCCUGGGUCUAGUCCCGCUGUUGUACAGGUGCUGCUGUUGUUCCUUGGCCUGGACUAAAUCCUUCCAUGAUAACCUAUCCAACACUUGAAGCUUUGCUCUCAGGUCCAGGGCGUAUUGAAUCUCGUUUUUAGCCGGGCUUGGACCCCCAGUUUUCUUUAAUAAGGUUGAGCGCCAACCACAGUUUCCUGCCGAACAAUAACUGAAAGGGAGAAAAUCCCAGCACCGCUUCAGGGCUGACCAUUGUUUCUUAUCACUUGGUCGAAGGCUGAGCGUAGGUUGUCAUUUCGAGACUGCUCCAAUAGAAAAAUCUUCCGUGGAGCACACUGCCGUAUGCUCCUCCCUGGAGCCGGUGUUGGAUGACCCCGCAUCACCGCUCAGCAUAUUUACUAACCCGUGCUAAAGAAUAAAAAAGGCACAUGCUUUGAGCUGGUGUUAGGUUCACAAUAGGAAAGUUUAUUUUUCCUCUGUGCCGCAAAUCACUACUCAAUACCACUAGUGUGCUAUGCGUCCUCUUAUGUCCGGAUGUAAUAGCAUUUUAAUACCUGAAACUACCAUAAUCCAACAAGAACGUUUGAAUGAACUUUUGACUUUUGAAUGAACUUUUAAUUCAAUAACUUUUGAAUUAGGGUUUAAAGCAGGGGUGGGCAACUCCAGGGUCAACAAUUACAACCAUAAACACACAAAAAAAAAACCUUAGGGGUGGCUAUUUUCCGCUGUUUAUUUUCAAUACCAUGUUUUAACAGGUAGCUAAUUUUAACUUUUAACUUUAACAUUUGUAUUUAUAUGUAACACAGUAUCAUAGCUGUCUCAGAAUUGGGUUUGUACAAGCAUGGGCAUUCUACAUUUAUAAUAAGUUUUUUUAUAAUAAGUUUUUUUUUUUUCCCCUUUUGUAUUACAGCAUGACACAGACCCUGUGUCUACUCCCUGCUAUACAUUGGGUGCUUAAUGUUUGAUCAAAUCAAGUUUAACAGAAAUCUGAAAUUUUGUUUUUCAGCUUCAGAGGUCCAGUUUCAUGGAGGCAGGAGAAAUACCAUGGGACACUGGAGAGGGAGCAGAAGAGGCUAUUCAUGGAUUUAUGCCUGAAAGCAGCACUUCAUGAUAAAGAAAAAAACAAAGAUAUACUGAAGA